Sebastes umbrosus (honeycomb rockfish) is the source of this 5711-nucleotide messenger RNA. It is a transcript of the gene ppp2r5eb, whose product is annotated as protein phosphatase 2, regulatory subunit B', epsilon isoform b. NCBI's taxonomy places the organism in Eukaryota, Metazoa, Chordata, Actinopteri, Perciformes, Sebastidae. Gene Ontology annotation, molecular function: protein phosphatase activator activity. Gene Ontology annotation, cellular component: nucleus; cytosol; protein phosphatase type 2A complex. The coding region runs from base 489 to 1928 and encodes 479 amino acids. Gene Ontology annotation, biological process: protein dephosphorylation; signal transduction. The record is from RefSeq and is a predicted model, not a curated record. The transcript is spliced from 14 exons.
UCAGCCACCCAGCAGUGUUGACAAUAGGCUGCAAAAAGAAACAGCCCCGAGAAUCACAUAAACGAGCUUUAAGGAAUAAAACGCCUAAAUAUCUAAAUAUCCAGGGGGUUUAGGGACAAGACAAGCAGUUGGAUUAGUAACCAGGAAUGUAAUUGCGUUAAUCUAAUCGUUUUAUAUUAGCUGUUUUGUUAUUUAAUGGGAGUUUAGAGGAUUAUUCCAUCGUGGGUUUUGGCUGUUUUCAGGCCACAUUCUGCUGCUGGUUGUUCUGGAGGUAGCCUCACGGUUAGCCUCAGAUAGAUACCCACAAAACACACACUCCUCCAACCGCCGUCUCCGUUGCGACCCACAGAGGAUCAAGGUAAAGUAGUGCUGCUUGGAGAGCUAACAGGUCGGUGGUUCGGGACCAGGUCGGUGUCGGUGUCAGUUAGCAUCAGUUAGCAUCAGUUAGCUCCGCUGCCUCCUGCCUGUAUUUACCUCUGAUCUCUGGGAUGAUGGGUGAUCGCCCCAGUCCGCCCAGCAGGGCUAUGUCCUCGGCAGCCACCACGUCUCCAUCUGUGGACAAAGUGGACGGAUUUUCACGGAAGUCUGUCAGGAAGGCCAAGCAGAAGCGGUCGCAGAGCUCGUCCCAGUUCCGCUCUCAGGGCAAACCCAUAGAGCUCACGCCCUUGCCACUGCUCAAGGACGUGCCAGCGCCGGAGCAGCCGGAGCUGUUCCUGAAGAAGCUGCAGCAGUGCUGUACUGUCUUUGACUUCAUGGACACGCUGUCGGACCUCAAGAUGAAGGAGUACAAACGCUCCACGCUCAACGAGCUGGUGGACUACGUCACCGUCAGCCGGGGCUACCUGACGGAGCAGGCCUACCCCGAGGUCGUCAAAAUGGUGUCUCACAACAUAUUCCGGACCCUUCCGCCCAGCGACAGUAAUGAGUUUGACCCCGAGGAAGACGAGCCCACGCUCGAGGCCUCCUGGCCGCACUUACAGUUGGUAUACGAGUUCUUCAUCCGGUUCUUGGAGAGUCAGGAAUUCCAGCCCAGCAUUGCCAAAAAGUACAUAGACCAGAAGUUUGUCCUACAGCUCUUGGAGUUGUUUGACAGCGAGGAUCCUCGGGAGAGAGACUACCUGAAGACAGUCUUGCAUAGAAUCUACGGCAAAUUCCUGGGUCUGAGGGCUUUUAUACGAAAACAGAUCAAUAAUAUUUUUCUACGUUUUGUUUAUGAGACGGAGCACUUCAACGGGGUGGCUGAGUUGCUGGAGAUCCUGGGGAGUAUAAUCAAUGGUUUCGCUCUGCCACUGAAAGCGGAGCAUAAACAGUUUCUGGUCAAAGUGUUGAUCCCCCUCCACACCGUCAGGAGUCUGUCCCUCUUCCACGCACAGUUGGCGUAUUGCAUUGUACAGUUCCUAGAGAAAGACCCAACAUUAACAGAACCAGUCAUCAGAGGCUUACUGAAGUUCUGGCCAAAAACCUGCAGUCAAAAAGAGGUGAUGUUUCUAGGGGAGCUGGAGGAGAUCCUGGACGUCAUCGAACCAACACAGUUCGUCAAGAUCCAGGAGCCGCUCUUCAAACAGAUCUCCAGAUGUGUCUCCAGCCCACACUUCCAGGUCGCAGAGCGAGCUCUGUACUACUGGAACAACGAGUACAUCAUGAGUCUGAUCGAGGAGAACUCAAGCGUCAUCCUGCCCAUCAUGUUCGCCAGCCUCUACAGGAUCUCCAAAGAGCACUGGAACCCGGCCAUCGUCGCGCUGGUGUACAACGUACUGAAGGCCUUCAUGGAGAUGAACAGUACCUUAUUCGACGAUCUCACAGCCACUUACAAGUCGGACCGCCAGCGUGAGAAGAAGAAGGAGAAGGAGCGGGAGGAGCUCUGGAAGAAGCUGGAGGACUUGGAGCUGAAGCGGGGCCUUAGGAGCGACGGGAUCAUCCCAACUUAACGAAGACAGCGCCGCGCUCCCCUCUGCCCCCCCCCUUCCUCUCCCCCUGUGACUUCCCCUCCCCGACUCCCCCCUCCACCCCCCCACUCCCUCCACAUCAGCCAUGUCAGCCCAGAGCUCCGAGAAAUCCCCGAUACAGGCCAUCGUCUCUGGAUCGUCACGGAGCGCCCGCCGCUGGUUUUUCUUAAUUGUUUGUUUUUUUCUUAUGUUUCUUUUUUUUUUUUCCUCCUGUGUUUGUGCGACUUACUUUACAGUAGAUUCAUCACGUCUGUUUUCAUUCUUUCAACAGCACUGUAAAUAAUUAUUUUUUUCUUUUUUAUUUUUUUUCCCCUUAAACUGAUAUUAUUGCAAAACGGAAAAACAAAACAAUAAUAAUAAAAAAAAAGGAAGAAAAAAAUAGAAAAUGAGAAAAUGACUUGUGUGGGAGGGGGAAUUAAAUAUAUAAAAAACUAAAAAAAACUUUUGGACUGUAGGACGUGAGACGAACUCUUGGAAAACAAAAAACAAAAAAACAACAAAAAAAGAGAGGAUAGAUUUUAACUCUUCAUCCCGCUCUUCUUCUUCAGUACAGUCCCGUGUGUCAUUUUUAUUUUCCUGGUUCUCCUCUUUGCUUUUCCUCUCGUUGCCUCCAUCUUUCUGUUCCCUCCCUCCUCUCUAAUGGUGCGUCUGUCUUUUCUGCCCCCGUGUGGGACGUCCGGACUGAUUAUGGGUCCCCCCCCCCCACCCACCUGUCUGCAGGUUCUACUUCCUGUUUUAAACAGAGACAAAAUAACUGAACAAAAAACACAUUUAAAAACAACAACAGGGACUCAACCCAUCUCCUCUUUGAGUGCGUUUACAUGAGCGUUCAGGGGGAAAUUAAGCUUUGUGCUCAAUAUACUUAUUUCUGUUCUUCAAUUUAGUAUCUACCUUUUCACUCUCAAACUACUUAAUUCCCUCAAGAUUCAUUUCUUAGGAACUCAAAAUACCAGAAAAGAAUUGUCAUUUUUGUGUCAAAAGACAACAGAAGUGAAUUAUUAAAAAUAAUAAACUCCACCUCGCUCUCUGGCAUUAUUUAUUAUUAGCGUAGAGUUCAGUUUUAAAUCACAUGUUUUUGACUACAAGCUCGAGCAGAAGCUCAGUGACGUUGCAUUUCCUGUGGCUGCUUCACAAUAAAAGCCACCAUGUGUUUCACCAUUUUAACGUGAACUAGCAGCAGCAGGUUGAGUUUCAGCAGGUUGAGUUUCAGCAGCUCCGACGCAGCCGUAUGAAAGCGAUCAGUGAACGGAGGAAGCGCUAAAAUAAUCAACUGUUAAAGUUGAAGCACGAACAAUGAAAACUACUAUGUAGAGACGUAAUUUCAGUCUGCAAAAAUGCUCACUAUAAAUCAGAAUUGGGGUUUAAAUGAAAGACUUAAACCACUAUGUGUAGGGAGGUUUUUUCUCCCCUUUACUUUGGUGCCGUCUGGUGGUCGUAUCGACAGUGACACGGACAAAUUUGGCUCGGGACAACAAUAAAUACCAUAUUAACGUUAAGCAAUGAAUUUACUAAUUUAUGCAAUAAAUGACGAACAAAAUAAGUAUAUUGAUGCACAGAUCAUUAAUUUAAUGUCUUGUUUUAGGACACAAAUCUGACACCCGACUCCAUGACCUCGGAUUCUUUUAACUUUUAAAGACUAGUCGAGCGUCACAUCCUGUUUUGCCGGCUGAGCUCACAUCCUGAUUACUUCAAAUCCUGUUCACCAUCAUUUAUUUUUACUUUUAUGUGUAACUUCCUGGUGAUGUGGCCCUCUCCGUCACUCAGGGUUGUGAUCCAGCUUCGUAUGUUUGUCUCUCUGCUGCCACAGCGGAUCGUUGAUCCACACGUUGAUUUGGCAUCGGUUUCACGCCGGAUGUCCUUCCUGAUGUAACCUCAUGUAUUGGUGGUGGGAGGAAACCGGAGAACCCGGAGGCAUACUUGCCAACCCUCCCGAUUUUCCCGGGAGACUCCCGUCUUUCAUCGCCCUCUCCCGGUUUCCUCCCGGUGUCACAAUUCUCCCGUAUUUCUCCCGAUUUAUGGCAAUUUUUUACCCCCCUUUUUAUCUUAUCCAUCUAGUGUAUAAUCCCUACUACAACAGCUACACCAACUGUUGUUUCCCGGCGGAAGAGAGCAGUUUGAGCUCAUGUUCAAGCUGCGCUCGCCACAGCGCGCAGCGCCCAAAGUCGGGCUUCGCUCGAUGCUGCAAAAAAACGCUGCAACGCUAGCCGUUGGAAAUAAUAGGUUUCAGAGCGCCGUGGUGGCGUUGUCACGUUGUGUCUGAAAGGACUUUCAGUGAGAGAGAAAUAUUCAAGCAGGAGCAAAACUAAAUAAAAACAUGAAUAUUAGUUUCUACCAGAGAUUCAAACGCCAAGUUCACACCAGACGGGAGAAUUAUUCAGUUUUCUUUCCUGGAAGUUAAAGGUCAAAUCAAAGAUUUAACAUAAAAAUGCUUUUGCACUGCACUUAUUAUUUUAUUUUCAUUCUUUUAAAGUCACCAGAAUGCAGGAAACAAAGUCUCUGAGACUCUAUCCCCAGACCUUAUGGUCUCAAAGUUGGCGAGUAUGUCCGGAGGAAACCAACGCAAACACGUGGAGAACAUGCAAACUCCACAUAGAAAGGCCUCGCCCAGACCGGGGAUCGAACCUGUGACCUUCUUGCUGUGAAUCAAAUGCACUUAUUGAUCGUGAUCCGACUUCAUAUAAAAGAAAGAAAGCGCAUGUAAACGCACUCGAUUCACUUCCUCCUCCUCCUCCUUCUCCUUCUCCUCCUCCUCCUCCUCCUCCAAAAAGCGAUGGACUACUUCUCAUCCAGUUGAUUAUCUCUUCUCCUUCCCUCCAUCUUUUUUAUUUUCUAACCCUCUCUGACCCCUCCCUCCCUCCCUUCCUCCCUUUCUCCCUCCCUCCUUACCUGCCCCACCAGGUAUCCCAGGUAUCCCAGGUAUCAGUCUGGCACUGGUACCCUCCUCCGGCCAUAACGGGGACUUUACAGAUAAAAACAAACAAAAAAAAGUCUUCAGAGGAGCGCCAAAAAAUCUUCCUCCUGUUUGUGAAAAAGACGAGCGCCCCUGCCUCACCUCACCUCACCUCCCACUCCUCCUCCUCCUCCUCUUCCUCCUCCCCCCUCCGCCCACCGGGGGGGGGCGCCGCGUUGACUUCACAGUAUUACAACAACAACAAAAAAAGACAACCCUGUACAUUGUUAUUGAAUGCAGUACACUGAUAAUCUUGUAUCUUGUAGUAAUUUAGCCUAUGUUUUUUGCUUAGGAAACUGUGGAGAGGAGUAUCCAGUAUAUAAAGAGGUAUUAUGGAACAAGACUUCCUGGUAUUUAUGAUAGUGUUUCCCCCCUUUUAGUCUGUUUUUUCUUUUCUGUCUCCCACUUCCUCCCUCUUCUCUUGGUUUUUAUCUCAUUUUGGAUAUUUUGAUGAAGUUUCUUUUGACCAUUGGAUAUAUUUUUUUUAGUUGGGGAGGGAGGGAGGGAGGGAGGCGGGGGGGUGAGGGUGAGGGCAGGUAGGCAGGGAGUCAGAGGUCAGGGGAGGUCAGGGGCGGGGGGGGAGUAGAGGCUCGGAGCAGAGCGGUUUGGGAGUUGUGAUGGAUGAUUUGACGUUGAACCUCCCCCCCCCCUCCUCCCUCGCAGAAUUAAUGUGUGCUUUAGAACGGCCCGGAUAUAAUAUGAGUUAAAAACUGAAAGGAAAAAAAAAAAAAAGAUAAAAAAGGGUUGGAGAAAUACAAAUGUUUAAUUAUUUUAAAAAAUAAAGAGAUAUUAAAUUAAACCUGUUUUGUGAUAAA